Neohortaea acidophila is the source of this 1528-nucleotide messenger RNA. RefSeq lists its product as uncharacterized. Bases 239 to 1189 code for a protein of 316 amino acids. The transcript has 4 exons. The record is from RefSeq and is a predicted model, not a curated record. Lineage: Eukaryota; Fungi; Ascomycota; Dothideomycetes; Mycosphaerellales; Teratosphaeriaceae.
CCUCACCUCGUUUUUAUUAUAUUUAAGCGAAUUCAGUCGUCUUGGCAGCUACAUAGAUCGCGGUCCUUUUGCUAGUUACAACAACAUUCAUGCUCGAGCUCGUGCUCUGCGCAGAUGGCGCGAGUAUGAUAAAGGAGGGCAGUAUAAAGGAUGGCAGUCGCCCGUGCCUAUCUGAGCCUGCCUUUAGCACACAGUCUCUUCCUACUCCACGGCCUUGCUCACCCCGAUUCCAGCCGCCAUGCUUUCCUCCCACCUCACUCUCCUUUUGUGUGUCGCUUCCACUUCCGCACACUGGCUGCGUGGAAAAGGGGACAUUUUCUGCCACGAGGUCACUGGCGCUGUCGCUGCCUUUCACGCGCAAUCGCCCGCCUCCUCCUUCUGCUCUUCGUACCUGCACGUGCCGGGUCCGACGACAGUCACCCAUCAGACACACACAUACUCCACCCUUAAGACCAUAAUAAGCUACGCCGCCACCAUCACCUCCACCGCUUCCACCACUUCCACUGUCACUGUGUCUCCCACCUGCACCGGUGCCGGCGUGGCCGGUCGCAGGGCAAAGAGAAGCGUGUCUAAGCCGCAAGUCUUGGCCCAGUGGACAGCAUCCGCCAUCCUCUCGUCUGCUUGCAGCUGUCUUUCCAUCACCCGCUCGACCGUAGUUGUCGGAGCAGCCACCACCUCCACCUCCACAACCGUUGUCAGCUCGACCGCGACUGUCACAUCCACUCCGAUAACGACCGUCCUUAUCCCACCAUCCGGCUUCAAGCUCUACGCGACCACAACUCCGCCGCCAGACCCUCAAACCUUCACUUACUCCACCAGCAUUGUCUACACCGUAUCCUUUAGCGCACAGGGCUCGUACCUGGCACCAGUUCGUAACGCAGAAUUCACGGAGACAGAAGCAGGCGCGGCGACCUGUUCUCUCAUCGGCACCGCGCUCAACUGCGGUGGAGAAAACUUUACCACCAUUCCCGCCGACUAUGACUUGCCGGCUCUCAACCAGGAGGUCGGUCGGCAGAUAUCCUGUGAGCUUUUUACAACGCCAAACGACCAAUGCGCGUUGAACUGCCUGAACUAUGCUGGUGGAACGCCACUCAACCAGAUUUGUGACUCGGACGGUCCCUAUCUCUGGACGAUUCCUGGGUCUGAGUCCUCCUGUGUUACCUUUGCGCCUGUAGUACAAGAGGUAUGAUUCAGGAGCGCACACGGACAAGCCCCGGAUCUUCUGAUCGAUCGUGGAGCGCGUGACACUUGUAGCCGACGCCGGCGACUGUCACAAGGCUGGCGUGGCUGAGACUUCAUAACUCCCUUUCUCGCUUGGUCGUCGUAGCACCUUACGGCGAAACUCUUCUUGCCCCCAGGAAUGUAUUCAGGCAAAUCCGAGAAGUUAGUACAAAGGAUCCGCCAUCGAGCAACUCAGGACAGGCAUUGAGGAAAGUGGUGAUCGCGCACGAAUGGAAUUUGUUUCACUCUCCUGUAUUUCAGAGCAGGGUUGAAUACCUGUCUUGCUGACAUCGGGCAACGUGCAACA